UUUAACCUCACCAACAGCGCAUGCCAACCUUGCUUCAAGAACUUUUACCAGCCCAACAAAGGAAGAGUGGCUUGCUUUCCCUGCCCACCAAACACUUUCACUGAAGGACCAGGAACAGUUUCUUUGGAUAAAUGUCGUGCCGCCUGUCCACCUGGCUCAGACAUGCAGGGCACCUCGUGUGUGCCCUGUGCCCGGGCUCCUACCGGACAGGACUUGUGGCAGACGACAAGUGUCAGAACUGCUCCGCUGGCAACACCACCGCCACCACCAGCUCCACCUCGUCCACCGACUGUUAUCAGCCUGCCUGUUCCCCUGGUUACAAGCGUAACACCACCACUAACCAGUGUGAACUGUGUCCUUACGGCUACUACCAGCCUGAACAGUGGCAAGACGAGUGUAGCCCAUGUAACACCAACUUCACCACCAACAACACCGGCAGCACCAGCUCCAGCGACUGUAUAUUUGUGUGUCCAGCGGGGUCCGAGGACCCUGGUAACCACACCUGUCAACCUUGCCCGAGAGGAUCGUACCGCGCCAACUCGUUACAAGACCGAUUCCUCAGGUGCACCGCAUGUAACACCAGCUUCACCACCGUCACCACCGGCUCUACAUCAUCUAACGACUGUAACAUCACUGCCUGUUCCCCUGGUUACAUGCGUAACGCCACCACUAACCAGUGUGUGCUGUGUCCUUACGGCUACUACCAGCCUGAACAGUGGCAAGACACGUGUAUCCCAUGUAACACCAACUACACCACCAACAACACCGGCAGCACCAGCUCCAGCGACUGUCUAUUUGUGUGUCCAGCGGGGUCAGAGGACAUUGGUAACCACACCUGUCAACCUUGCCCGAGAGGAUUUUACCGAUCCAGCUUGUUACAAGACCGAUUCCUGAAGUGCACCGCAUGUAACACCAACUUCACCACCGUCACCACCGGCUCUACAUCAUCUAACAACUGUAACAUCACCGCCUGUUCUCCUGGUCACCGGCGUAACAUCACCACUAACCAGUGUGAACUGUGUGAUUACGGCUAUUUCCAGCCUGAACAGUGGCAGGACACUUGUAUCCCAUGUAACACCAACUACACCACCAGCAACACCGGCAGCACCAACCCUAGCGACUGCAAAUUCGUGUGUCCACCCGGUUAUGAAGACCCGGGUAAUCAGACAUGUCAGCCAUGCCAGCAAGGAUAUUUCCGAUCAAACUCCCUCGCUGAUCGGUUCCUUGGGUGUACUGCGUGCACUGCCACCUUCACUACUGCAGGCAUCGGUUCGACAUCGAGCAACAGCUGUAACAUCACUGCCUGCUCUCCAGGUUACAUGCGUAACUCCAGCACUAACCAAUGUGUAGCAUGUAACUAUGGCUACUACCAGCCUCUCAAGUGGCAGGACAUGUGUCUUCAGUGCAACGCCAACUACACCACCGCCAACACUGCCAGCACUAACGCAAGUGAUUGCAGAUUCUAUUGCCAGCCCGGGUACGAGGUCCAAGCUCCCGGGAAGACGACGUGUUCCCCGUGUUCCAGAGGAACGUACAAGACCAACGACGGUGACGACAAGUUCCGGGCCUGUCAGAACUGCAGCAGCGGAAAUACCACAGAUGGCACUGCGGCCUGGUCUGCCAGUCUCUGCAACAUCACGGUGUGCGCGGCCGGCCAGGUGAUCAUGAACGGCAGGUGUGUGCCCUGUUCAGCAAAUUUUUACCAGAAUGAAUCACUCCCCUUCUCCUACACCAAGUGUACCGCUUGUCCACCUGGUACUGGGACCAGACAGGACGGUCAAACAUCCCAGGCGGCCUGCUUACCAAUGUGUGGGCCUGGACAACAGUACAACUCCACAGUCAGCCAGUGUGUCGCCUGUCCUCAAGGCAAGUGGAACUCUGGCAACGCCUCCCAGCAGUUUGACCCCUGUGCCCCUUGUCCUGCCACCUACGUCACUGUUGGGGAAGGAGCCACCAGUGCAGAUAACUGCACCCUGAAGGACUGCCCACCUGGUGAGUAUAUUGCGACGAAUGACAGCUGUAAGCCUUGUCCUAACGGCACGUACCAAGAUGCAAGAAGACAGUAUAACUGUAGAACAUGUCCUGCUGGAACAAACACUUCUUCAGAAGGUACCACGGAUGUCAAAUACUGUACAGUGUACUGUAAUGCUGGGCAAGAGCAGAAAUCGAAAACGGAAAACUGCACGAGCUGCCUCCCUGACUUCAUCAAGAAUUUUGAUGGCUACGGACCUUGCACCCAGUGCACUGGGAACUUUACAUCUAAUGCAGCUAGAACCGUGUGUGAUGUCUUGUACUGCGACAAAGGAUUUCGACAUAAUGCAGGUGGAAGUUGUGAUCCUUGUGAAGUUGGCUUUUACAAGGACCAGCGAGGGAAUUCAUCCUGCAUACAAUGUCCAGCCAAUUCAACAACAGCAAGUGUAGCUUCUACUAGCAUCGAUAACUGCACCAUAGCUUUCUGCGAGCCUGGCCUGUACUCUGUAACCAACCAAUUACCAUGCCUGCCUUGUCCACUGGGAACUUACAAGAAUGAGACAGGAAACCAGAACUGCAGCCUGUGUCCUGCAGAUCGAACAACACCUCAUACAGGCAGUGUCUCAGCAAACAGCUGUUCUCUUGUUGUGUGUCCUGCUGGCCAGUUCCGUAACACCAAUAAUAUGUGUCAAGACUGUGACACUGGCUACUAUCAGUCACAGCCUGGUCAGACUACCUGUCAGUCAUGUGUUGCUAACUAUACAACAUACACCAAGGCAUCAACCUCACCUGAAAACUGCACAAUUAACUGCCCACCUGGACAAUUUCGGGAUACCAGGACUUCGUGUCAGAAAUGUGUGGUGGGCUCUUAUCAGCCAAACUAUGGAGCAGCAUCAUGCAUUAACUGCACCACAAACUUCAUUACAGCAGGCAGUGGUUCAACAAACUCAUCGGACUGUUUUAUUAGUUGUAGACCCGGCAGCUACAGACCACCAUACAGCAAAACAGAAUGUCUCAAGUGUCCUUUCGACUGGUACCAGAAUGUCAGCAAUGCUACAGAGUGCAUAGCUUGUCCUGGAGGUUUCGUCACUCAGCAGGACGGGUCCACCCUAGAGACAGACUGCUUGCCAAAAUGCACGCUGGGUGAAUAUCUCAACAUCUCUGCUCGCACCUGUUCUCCAUGUCCUGUGGGUACAUACAACCAGAUUGGCAGUAACGUUACGGUCUGCACUUCAUGUCCUGAGAACAAGAUUACCAUUGGCACUGGAGCACGAUCUAUUGAUGCAUGCAAUAUCACGGACUGUGUUUUGGGGCAGUACCGGACAAAUGAAGGUUGCAUGAACUGUCCAAAGGGAAGUUACCAGCCACUUAAGUCGCAGGACAGUUGUAUAAAGUGUCCUCCAGGGAAUACCACCCUCCUUACAGGACAAGUUUAUGAAUCAGCUUGCAUUGAUGAUUGCCCUGAUGGGACAGCUUAUAGCAUGAUUGCAAUGAAUGUGAACGAUGCAUUAUUGGAUAUUACCGCAAAAAGACUGAAACAGUGGGCUGCGUCAAGUGUUCUUCGGGAAAAACAACAGUUAACCAAGGAGCAAGCAGCUGUGUUGAUAGUGUGUCAGGCACUACAACUACACCCAGUCGUGUUGUGCAAAGAUAUGUCUUGAAAGUAACCAUUAGAAUGCAGAUUGAAGAUUGCAGCAACCCUGUGCAGAUGAAAGAUGUUAUCCAACGAUAUAUCCUGAACAGACUUCAAUAUGUUGAUACAAUGUUCCCAGCACUAUGUGCAGGAGAUUGUGGAACUGAUCUAAGCUGUCGCUUCCUUACCGGCUGUCUGUCCUCUUCACAGAGAAAGAAACGAAGCUCAACCCAAGAUGUUGAGAUGCAACUCAAUAAUGUCACUGAUGAGAUUUCAGGAAUUGGCACUAGUGGACAGUAUGUCACGGAGAAAUGUCUGGCUGUUGUUACAAGAGCCUUCUAUGACACAAAGAUGGAUGCAUCUCUCCUGGCUGAAAACAGACAGUCAUUUGUUGACGUCGUUUAUGCUACAGCAGAACAGCAGUGUAACCCUGGUCAGCAUUUAGAGAACAUAUAUGUGAGGACUGCCCUGCUGGAUCUUUCUCAACUGAUGGAGCUUCUGCGUGUAAACCAUGUGAAAUGAAUACUUACCAAGAGGCAUCAGGCCAGACAUCCUGCAAACCUUGCUCAGCCAAGACCUACACAAGUACCGCAGCAUCUACUUCCAUCAGAAACUGCACCAAACUUUGUGAUAGACCAAAUGCAAGACAGACAUACUGCUCAGAUCAUGGUACUUGUGUCUUUGAUGAAACGACAGAUAACGGUGUCAUGUGUAAAUGUGAUGAUAACUGGUCCAACAAUGACUGUAACACCAGACAAGCAUAUGAAGACAAGCAGAUACAAAUGGUUGCUGGCAUCAUUGGCGGUCUUGCUGGUCUCUUAGUGCUAGUUCUUGUGAUCGUCGGCAUUGUAAUAUGUAUGAAAAGGGCAACAAAGCAGAAGAAGAAUAAAGAAUUACUCCAAGAUGAUAUGUACUCAGAUAUGUACCAGAGUUACAAUGCACCAUUACGUGAGAACCAUGCCUUGCCUCAGAGGUCCAUUAUGUAUCUGAACCCAUCAGCUGAUGAUGAAGUAACAAUGGCUGCUCCGUCCGUUCGCAGUAACAGAAAGCGAUCCAGUUCAUAUGAGUGGAA
Messenger RNA from Pomacea canaliculata, 4676 nucleotides. RefSeq names its product major surface trophozoite antigen 11-like. The transcript is spliced from 30 exons. Gene Ontology annotation, cellular component: cell surface. The record is from RefSeq and is a predicted model, not a curated record. Gene Ontology annotation, molecular function: protein binding. Gene Ontology annotation, biological process: signal transduction. Bases 132 to 3632 code for a protein of 1166 amino acids. NCBI's taxonomy places the organism in Eukaryota, Metazoa, Mollusca, Gastropoda, Architaenioglossa, Ampullariidae.